AUGGCCAGUGAGGAAGUCUUGAAGAAUAGAGCCAUAAAGAAAGCAAAGCGCAGAAAUGUUGGAUUCGAAUCUGACACUGGAGGAGCCUUUAAAGGUUUUAAAGGUUUGGUGGUACCUUCUGGAGGAGGACGCUUUCCUGGAUUUGGUAGUGGCGCUGGAGGGAAGCCUUUGGAAGGACUGUCGAAUGGAAACAACAUAACCAGUGCCCCUCCCUUCACCAGUGCAAAGGCAGCGGCAGAGCCCAAGGUAGCCUUUGGUUCUCUUGCUGCAAACGGCCCUACCGCCUUGGUUGAUAAAGUUUCAAAUCCCAAAACUAAUGGGGACAGUCAGCAGCCCUCCUCCUCUGGCCUUGCUUCCAGUAAAGCUUGUGUCGGAAAUGCCUAUCACAAGCAGUUGGCCGCCUUGAACUGCUCCGUGCGGGAUUGGAUAGUGAAGCACGUGAAUACAAACCCCCUCUGUGAUCUGACACCUAUCUUUAAAGACUAUGAGAAAUAUUUAGCAAACAUUGAACAGCAACACGGGAACAGUGGCAGGAAUUCUGAAAGUGAAUCUAACAAAGUGGCGGCUGAAACACAGUCUCCUUCCCUUUUUGGCUCAACAAAAUUACAGCAAGAGUCAACGUUUUUGUUUCAUGGCAACAAAACUGAAGAUACACCUGACAAGAAGGUGGAGGUGGCAUCUGAAAAGAAAACGGACCCAUCAUCACUAGGAGCGACAAGUGCCUCAUUUAAUUUUGGCAAGAAAGUUGAUAGCUCUGUUUUGGGCUCAUUAAGCUCUGUCCCCCUGACUGGAUUUUCUUUCUCCCCUGGAAACUCCAGUUUAUUUGGCAAAGAUACUACCCAGAGUAAACCAGUGUCUUCACCACUUCCCACUAAACCAUUGGAGGGCCAAGCGGAAGGUGACAGUGGUGAAUGCAAAGGUGGAGAUGAAGAAGAGAAUGAUGAGCCGCCCAAAGUAGUAGUUACCGAAGUAAAAGAAGAUGCUUUUUACUCCAAAAAGUGUAAACUGUUUUACAAGAAAGACAAUGAGUUUAAAGAGAAAGGCAUAGGUACUCUGCAUUUAAAACCUACAGCAAAUCAGAAGACACAGCUUUUGGUGCGGGCAGACACCAAUUUAGGCAACAUAUUGCUGAAUGUUCUGAUUCCACCCAAUAUGCCAUGUACGCGAACAGGGAAGAAUAACGUUCUUAUCGUCUGUGUUCCAAAUCCACCAAUUGACGAGAAGAAUGCCACCAUGCCAGUCACCAUAUUGAUUCGGGUAAAAACCAGCGAGGAUGCAGACGAGUUGCACAAAAUUUUACUGGAGAAAAAGAAUGCCUGAACACGCGAAGUCGGCUGCGGAAUUAUUGCCAAGUUCCUGCUUCUUCCACCGCCCCUUAGUCAGUUUUUCUUCUCUUCUUUGACAUUCUAAGAACUUAUAGAUAACUUAAAACUUUUGUGAGGAAGAUUAAUGUGGCCAAUAAAACCUUUAAAUGUUAA
Messenger RNA from Gorilla gorilla gorilla (western lowland gorilla), 1478 nucleotides. Its product is annotated as nuclear pore complex protein Nup50. The record is from RefSeq and is a predicted model, not a curated record. The transcript has a single exon. Lineage: Eukaryota; Metazoa; Chordata; Mammalia; Primates; Hominidae. The coding region runs from base 1 to 1320 and encodes 439 amino acids. Gene Ontology annotation, cellular component: nuclear pore. Gene Ontology annotation, biological process: protein import into nucleus.